AUGUCAGAGAUUUCCCUCGGAAAGUACUUGUUCGAACGCUUGCACCAAUUGGACUGCAACACCAUUUUCGGGGUCCCCGGUGACUUCAACCUUGCUCUCUUGGAUCUGGUCUAUGAAGUCCCAGGAAUGAGAUGGGCGGGUAACGCCAACGAGCUUAACGCUGCUUACGCCGCUGAUGGCUACCUGCGUAUCAAGAAGCUUGGUUGUGUUGUGACCACCUUCGGUGUUGGUGAGCUCUCGGCCAUCAACGGGGUCGCGGGGUCGUUUGCUGAACACGUCGGUGUCGUCCAUGUGGUGGGUGUACCCCUGAUUGCUGCCCAAGCCAAACAGUUGUUGUUGCACCACACCUUGGGUAACGGUGACUUUACUGUGUUUAAGAGAAUGCUGCAAAACAUCAGUCAGACGCUGGUGAUCUUGCUGGACCUUUCCACCGCUCCCAGAGAAAUCGACCGCUGCUUGCGUGAGUGCUACUUGCACCAAAGACCAGUCUACAUCGGCUUGCCUGCCAACUUAGCUGACGGCAAAGUGCUGGGCGAGCUUCUCAACACCCCCAUCGACCUCAAUUUGAACCCUAACGACCCCGAAUCACAAGAUGAAAUCUUGGAAACCAUUAUGCAACUUGUUGAAAAUGCGAAGAAACCAAUCAUCCUCGUCGAUGCCUGCGCUUCCCGCCAUCAAUGCCAAGAGGAGACCCGUCGACUCGUGGAAGUAACUCAAUUCCCGGUUUACUCGUCGCCUAUGGGUAAGCUGACUAUUGAUGAACUGUGCCCUCGCUUCGGUGGUGUGUACGUUGGUGAAUUGUCGCUUCCCCCGAUCCGUGCCGAAGUUGAACUGGCGGAUCUUGUGUUCAGUGUUGGUGCUCUCAUGCUGGAUUUCAACACCGGGCUGUUCUCGUACCACAUGAACACCCGUAACGUGAUUGAAUUCCACUCGGACUACACCAAGAUCCGCCUGGCCACCUUCCCUGGCAUCCAAAUGAAGGAACUCUUGCAAAAGAUUUGCGAAACUAUCCCGAAACACAUCCCCAAGCUGUACGUGCCGCCCACUUUAGCUCCGUUCACGCUCCAACCCGAAACGCUCAAGCAAGAUGAGCCUCUCACUCAGGAAUACUUAUGGGCCACUGUGGGUUCGUGGUUCCAAGAAGGUGACAUCAUCAUUACCGAAACGGGUACCCUGGCCUUUGGUAUCAUCCAAGCCAAAUUCCCCAACAACACCAUUGGUAUCUCGCAAGUCUUGUGGGGGUCGAUCGGUUACACUGUGGGCUCCUUCUGUGGGGCGGCCAUGGCCGCUGCGGAACUCAAGACUCCUCGCAGAGUCAUCUUGUUUGUCGGUGAUGGGUCGCUUCAAUUGACUGUGCAAGAGAUCUCCACGAUUUGCAAGUGGGAAUGCAACAACACUUACAUGUUCGUGCUUAAUAAUGACGGGUACACUAUCGAACGGCUCAUUCACGGACCUAAGGCCAACUACAACGAUAUCCAACCGUGGAAAAACCAAAAGCUUUUGGACGUAUUCAAUGCUAAGGAGUCUGAAACCCGUGAAGUCAGAACUCGAGCUCAACUCGACGAAUUGUUCGCCGACAAGCAGUUCGCCAAGGCCGACAAAAUCCGUCUUGUUGAAGUGUUCUUGGGCAAGAUGGAUGCCCCGAAGAAUUUGGUGGGCCAAGCCCAAUUGAGUGAGAAGUUGAACUCCGAAUUAUAA
Messenger RNA from Diutina rugosa, 1698 nucleotides. RefSeq names its product indolepyruvate decarboxylase 1 (gene PDC11). The record is from RefSeq and is a predicted model, not a curated record. The transcript has a single exon. Lineage: Eukaryota; Fungi; Ascomycota; Pichiomycetes; Serinales; Debaryomycetaceae. Gene Ontology annotation, molecular function: magnesium ion binding; carboxy-lyase activity; thiamine pyrophosphate binding. The coding region runs from base 1 to 1698 and encodes 565 amino acids.